UAUAAUAAACAUCGUCAUUAACUAUUUACGACAUGAUUAUCAAUUUGGUUUUUUGUUUAAAGUAUAAAUGUUAACAUUGUGAUUAUGGUGAUUAUCCCAAUAAUCAAUUUAGAUCAUAAGUUUGUCUUCAUUCUUCCAAGGUAAACAUAGAUACUUACAUGGAUUAUAUUUUAAGAUCUUAUCUCACCAAUCACCACCAUAAAACUAUCGUUCUUCCCUUUAUCCCUUAACUCCGUUACAUACUCCGGUGAAGUAGCAACCACAUGGAGAAGAAACAUAUUCUCCUACUAAUCUUCUCCCUCUUUUUACUCAAACCAAUCGCCGAUGCCAAGGACAACUGUCCGCCGGCAUCCUGCGGCCCCAACGAACCAGAAAUACGGUUCCCGUUCCGUAUCCUCGGCCGGCAAUCGAGCCAAUGCGGUUUCUCCGGCUUUGACAUCCUCUGUGACGAACAAAACAAAACAACCAUCCAACUCCCGUUAUCCCUCACUUACAUCGUCAACAAAAUUUCCUACCUCGAACAGGUGAUCUACUUAGAUCCAGAAUUCUGCCUCCCAAACCGAAUUGUCAGUGUCAAUAUGACCAAUACGCCAUUCAGAAGUCACUUAUGGAUGCAGAGCUACACCUUUUACAACUGCUCCUUACAGAAAGACCAAAGCUUCAACUUUUCCGACGCCAACGUUCCAUUCCCUUGCCUGAGCAACGGAAAUAGCUCGGUAAUUGCUGUGGAGACCGAUCCUUGGAUUCGUGUGCACAUGCCUUCGAGUUGUAAGGUUAUGACGACGAUCGAUGUGCCUGUUGGGUUUAACAGCGACUUUGGAAGUCAAUUGGAGAUGAUAUGGUUCACUCCGUUUUGCAGAUCGUGUGAAAGUGAAGGUAAAGCUUGUCGAUUGAAGAGUGAUGAUAAUAGUGACGGACAGACGAUUUGUGUUUCCCGCGGAAAAGGUAUUUCUAGGAUUGCUAUGUACGGAUUGAGCGUAGGCGUCUGUGUUUCCACAUUAAUAUGCAUCAUCGUGUUUAAAUGGUACGCGUCUUCCAGAGCACAAGCCCAUAACGACUCUAAUAAUCAAGGCAUUGGCCUUUCCACAAUUGCAAUCAUCCGACAGCCCACCUCCAAAAUGGGUUUAGAUGGGCCCACGAUCGAGUCUUAUCCAAAAACCGUGUUUGGAGAGAGUUGCAGAUUGCCUAACGAUGAUGUUACUUGUGCUAUUUGUCUUUCUGACUACAAGCCUAAAGAGUCGUUGAGAAAAAUCCCGGAGUGUAAUCACUAUUUUCAUGUAGAAUGCAUAGACGAGUGGCUCAAGAGAAAUGCAACUUGUCCCGUAUGCAGGAAAACACAAGAAAGUGCUGUGUUGGUUACUCCUUGUUCUAAGACAUCAUCAUCGAAUUCUGUAGAUAUAUCUUAGAAAACGAAUUGAAGGUCUUGGAUAUUGAUACUACCCUUUACUUGUAUUUUUGCAUAUGUAAACCAUAAGUUAUAUAACAAAGCUAUAAUACCAUAUAAAUAAAACGGUUGAUGAUUAAUAA
Messenger RNA from Lactuca sativa (garden lettuce), 1527 nucleotides. RefSeq names its product putative RING-H2 finger protein ATL21A. Gene Ontology annotation, molecular function: polysaccharide binding. Lineage: Eukaryota; Viridiplantae; Streptophyta; Magnoliopsida; Asterales; Asteraceae. The record is from RefSeq and is a predicted model, not a curated record.